This is a messenger RNA of Periconia digitata, 602 nucleotides long. The record is from the annotation of a GenBank genome assembly. Lineage: Eukaryota; Fungi; Ascomycota; Dothideomycetes; Pleosporales; Periconiaceae.
AUGAUCCACCCAACCUCUCUCUUCCUUCUAACCGUCCUCGGCGCUCUCCCCCACCCCUCCACCACCGCCUUAGCCCAGAACAUCUCCAUCCCCUCCGCCCUAACCAUCCGCACCACCAGCGGCAUCUACACAGGCCUCAUCGACCCCUCAGUGCCCGACGUAAAACAAUGGCUAGGCAUCCGCUACGGCCAGCCCCCGCUCGGCACCAAACGCUUCCUCCCGCCCUCCCCCGCCGUCGACCCCGACACGCAUUACUACGCACGCCAGUACCAACCGAUUUGCUUCCAACAGAGCGGGAGCCACACGGGCUUGUUCUGGGAGCUUGUUCCCGAGUUCCAGAACCAGGAUCCACAGGGGGAGGAUUGCUUGUUUUUGAAUGUCUGGGCGCCGGAUGUUAAGGGAGUAGGGGGGAAGGAGGGGAAGGAGGGAAGGGAUGGCUUGCUUCCGGUGCUGAUUUGGGCUUGUGGUGGUGGGUUGCAGGAAGGGGGUGGGCAUGCGCCGUAUCAGGUUCCGGAUCGGUGGGUGCAGAGGACGAAGACGCAUGUUGUUAUUACUUUCAAGUGAGUUUUUGGCUCUGCAAUCUUUCGGCUUCUUGUUUUCUU